AUGGAUGACUAUACUAUUCUGUCAAUUGCCUUGAGUGCCUUCGCUGUCCUGGCAGGUAUCUUCCUGCUUGUUUCCAGUAACAAGGCGCAGGAAACUGGAAUGGAAGUCACUCAAUUAUACGUUUACCCUGUCAAAGGUAUCCGAGGAACUUCUUUGACAAAAGCACGCCUCGGUCCAUGUGGAUUCGAGGGAGACAGGACCUUCUCUCUGCAAAAGGUCAACCGAGAUGAAAAUGGCAAUGUUUCGUAUGAGACAAUGUUGAUUGGAUAUCAUCUGAAACUCGCUCUCUUUUCAGCUUCAGUCGACCAUGACAAGGGCCAAGUCACGGUGAGAUGGACUGGAGACAAGGCAGACGAUAGCGUCGAAUUCCCUCUAAAACCUACUAUCGAAGGUCGGAAGACGAUCGAAACCAGUCUGCAUACUAGCAAGGCCAAAGCCUAUGAUAUGGGAGAUGAGCUAUCGCAAUGGUUCUCUGACCGUCUUGGUGAUGAAGUCCGACUUGUCUACAUCGGGAACGAGUCAAGAGCCGUCCUGGGUUCCUUGGCUCCUCACAGCUCAGACGCUUUGAAGAAAGCCUCUUUCACCGAGCGAAUCAAGAGCAUUCUUCCUCCUUGGUCCCACCCACCUGAGCGGCUUGCCUUCAACGAUCUCGCCCACUACCUAGUCGUCACAGAAGAGUCUAACAAUGAAGUUUCAUCUCGUCUUGAUGAAGGCUACUCCAUGGACAUUACCAAAUUCCGUCCCAACAUCGUUGUCCGCGGCGCCUCCAAAGCAUUCGCCGAAGAUUUCUGGGGCGAGCUCACUUUUGCAGGUGGAAUACGCAUGCCAUUGACAGCAAAUUGCUACAGAUGUCAGAGUAUCACUGUUGACUACAACACUGGGAAGACUGCUACCGAUGAUCGCGGUACGGUCUGGAAGAAACUUAACAAGGAUAGAAGAGUGGACAAGGGAGCGAAAUGGAGCCCUGUCUUUGGGCGCUAUGGCUUUUGUUACGGGGACGCAACGAGAAAAUCCUUAACGGUUGGCCAGCGAGUUGAUGUCACGCGAAUUAAUACUCAAAGAACGACAUUUGGUGAGUUCUACAUCGAGAUGUACAUACAGUACUGA
This is a messenger RNA of Fusarium odoratissimum NRRL 54006, 1107 nucleotides long. RefSeq lists its product as uncharacterized. Bases 1 to 1107 code for a protein of 368 amino acids. The record is from RefSeq and is a predicted model, not a curated record. NCBI's taxonomy places the organism in Eukaryota, Fungi, Ascomycota, Sordariomycetes, Hypocreales, Nectriaceae. The transcript is spliced from 2 exons. Gene Ontology annotation, molecular function: pyridoxal phosphate binding; molybdenum ion binding; catalytic activity.